Messenger RNA from Solanum lycopersicum (tomato), 891 nucleotides. Its product is annotated as G-type lectin S-receptor-like serine/threonine-protein kinase At4g27290. The record is from RefSeq and is a predicted model, not a curated record. Lineage: Eukaryota; Viridiplantae; Streptophyta; Magnoliopsida; Solanales; Solanaceae. Gene Ontology annotation, biological process: recognition of pollen.
AUGUACCUGGGAUUAUGGUACAAAGAUGUAGGUCCAGGUACCGUUGUAUGGGUUGGCAAUAGAAGAAAUCUAGUUAAUUGUGGUGCAUUUCUAGGACUAGACACAGGCGGUGACAUUUUUCUCCAAGAUUUUAUGAGAGUAACGGUAUGGAUUCAUAAGUCAAAUCAGACUGUUCCCAGGUCAGCCAUAAAGCUCCUGGAUUCAGGUAAUCUCGUAUAUGGAGAUUAUAGCAAUCUGACUGCUGGAGAGUAUCUGUGGCAAAGCUUUGACCACCCUUUUGACACAUUGUUCCCUGGAAUGAAGCUCGGCUGGGAGAAGAAAAGUGAUAUCGACCGAUCCAUGAGGUCCUGGAGGACAAGUUUUGAUCCAGCUCCAGGUGAUUAUUUGUUCAGGUUGGACUCAGGUGACUCAGGUCAGUUAUCCCAACUACUUCUUGAGAAAAAUCAGCGAAUACAAUCAAGAUGGGGUCCUUGGGAUGGAGAAAAAUUCAGUGGUGGUUAUGCUCUCAUGGAUAACCAGGCAUACAGACCAAUAUUUCAUUCCGAUACAGAUGCGAUGUAUUUCACAUUCGAAGCCAAAAACGACUCCAUUUUGAUACUUUCACUGAAUGCAGAUGGGAAACUACAGUUUCUGAGAUGGAAUAAUAAUUCUACCAAUAGCUGGGAUGAAGUGAAGACACUCAAUAUGGCCAUAUGUGACCAAUAUAGCUCAUGUGGCCCUUAUGGAGUUUGUACUGAUGGAGAUCUCCAGUGCGGAUGUCUUGAUGGUUUCACAGCUGCGUCACCAGAAGAAUGGUACAAGAUGAAUUUUACGCAAGGAUGUAGGAGAAACACAUCACUUAACUAUACUGAUAGACGUAUUUGUAAAGAACACCCGACUGAAGUUGCCUGA